GUUCAACUGAAAUCAACCCAUAUUAACUCUCAGCGUCAGGUCUCUCGCUUCUUUGUUUCAAAUCUUCAAGUUGACGAGCUGUGUGUGCUACAGAGACUCAGAGACUGAGACAAAGACUCUCUGCAGCUCUUUGUCCUACCAUCGCUCUGAGGCAGCUAAGUGGAGGAUGGCACAGUGAUGGACUGCAGUGCUUGCACCUCAGUUGGCCUCCAGUGACACUGGUGUUGUGGCACAAGGUGGCACCACAAAGUGCACAAAUGGCCAAUUUCUGCGCACACUAGGUGACAGCAUAAAUUGGUCAUUCCAGUUGAGGUCCCAGGCAAGAAGCUUGUUCUUCUUGUAAGGGCAUCGCAUCUGCGCUCUGUUGCAGAUGGGAUUGUGCUGAUGCCAGAGGAUUGCUACACCUUUGGUGUCAUGUCCACUCCAGGGGCAUGCACUGACCAGCUCAGGACUGAGGUUGAACAUGCUGUUCUUCCUCUGACCCCUGAUGCUGUCUGUGUCAUGGCCUCUAGCAACAACCUGACGGCCAGCAAGACACCUGAGCAAGGAGGCAUAGCUUUUGGCCAUUACCUGGUCACUGUCUGCAGUGUGUGGCCGACUGCACAGGUUUUCGUUGCGGACCUUGUCCGAUGCUUGACAGUCCCGGAGGACAUCCAGGAGUUUUUCCGGCAGGAAUUUCACCGCGUGUCAACACGUCUCGGUGUGAAAUAUUUUCACCAUGCUGACUGCUUCCCCCUGAACAACCGCAAGCUGUGGUGCCAUGAUGGUGUGCACCUCAGUGACGACAUGGGGAUGCCUAUCCUCAUGGAGUCGCUGUUGGCUGCCACCAAACAGCACCUGGUGAUACCAGCACCUAAGCCACAGGUGGCACGCCUGUUGUCUCCCAAGCUUCUGCCAAAGGUGGUUCCACAGGUGAUUGAUUGUGGUGGGGAAGGUUGCAGUUCCACGGGCCCCCGCUCCUGAGUGGACGUCUGUACAGUCAGGCAGGAAGAGGAACUACUCUGAACAUGAGCAUGGCUCUGGUUCAUCACAGAGACAAGUGGUUCAUCAUGUGGUGGAUGGAGCUCCAGUGGCCUUGCGCGAGUGUUUCAUUCCACUGAAUCCUGUCCGGUUCCUGCCUGACAUGCUGGUUGCCAUGGAAGAAUUCGCUCCAUCGGCUCAUGACAACAUUUCCACAGGCAACAUGACAGUGUUUGAGGAACCUGGCACCAAACCUGUGUCCCCAAAGCACAAACAUGCCAGGAAGCAGCCGGCAACAACACCAAGAGCUAGGGUGUCUGCCAGUGUCAGGAAGGAGGUGGCAAGGAAUAAGGUCGAGACCUCAACAUCCGUGUUGACUGCUCGUCCUGAAGUCUGGGUUUUGGACCAGAAGGAGGAGGCGACACCCAGCCUUGUGUCGACCUGUGCUGUGUCGGGGACCACUCUUCCUCCAGGUGUGGCUACCCAUCCUGUGGUUGUGUUUCCUGUCCCUGUGCCUGUCCAGGCUGCUGGCCCAGAUGUGACCGUGGUCCACGACACUGAAGCAGCUACAAGGGACACACCAGGGUCCACUCAAAGGCAACAUAUCUGUCCUUUUCUUUGCAGGUGUUUGGAGAAAGUGAUGCACCCAGUAGUGUCAGGGAGCAGUCUGCGUACAGCAUUGUCACGUUUUGAUGUCAAUGCAUACGUGUCGUGCAGUGUUGUUGCAGUAGCUAGGCAUAGCAUUGCUCUGGUUUGUACGUGGCGUGCAACUGACAUUGAUGAUGUUUGUGACAAGGGCCAUAAGAUGGCAAAUAGGGUUGGCAGGGGAAAUGAUGGGUUCAGACAUCAGCAGCUUCAUCUGUUUGGUCAGAAGUGGAAGGUGGAUGUGGGGGAGGCAGUUUACCGUGACUUUCUUGCAUUUGAUGAUGGGACUGAGUUGUGGGAGGACCUGCAGCAGCAUGUGUUGAGGGAUGGGAUGUGUGUGUUGUACCUCCACAGAGCAGUGAUCUUGAUCAUUCAGCAUGGUGACUUUUUUGUUGUGGUGGAUUGUGGAGAGCGUAAUACUUUGGGGUUGGUGUCCGAUAUUGGUCGGUCUGCUGUUGUGUUUAACACAUGCCUGAAUGACCUCAUGAUUCACAUCCUGAAUCUGAAGGAGUCGUUAGGUGCAGAGUGGUUUGGUGUCAGUAGCAUCUCCGUGGAGCAGUGUGUUGCUGAGGGAGAAGGCUGCAGUGCUCCUGUGUUGAUGGCUCCAAAGGCUCCAACUCAGUAUUUAAACUCAGUUUAA
Messenger RNA from Epinephelus fuscoguttatus (brown-marbled grouper), 2245 nucleotides. RefSeq lists its product as uncharacterized. Bases 1124 to 2245 code for a protein of 373 amino acids. Lineage: Eukaryota; Metazoa; Chordata; Actinopteri; Perciformes; Serranidae. The record is from RefSeq and is a predicted model, not a curated record. The transcript is spliced from 13 exons.